CACAGACAGACGCUGUAGCUACACUGGGGAACUUAUGAUAUGAUUUCACUGUAUAUCCUUCAGAUUUAUUUACUGAGCUCAGAACAGACGGAGACAGAAUGGCGUCUGGAUCUCCUUCUCUCCUGGAAGAGGAGCUCUCCUGUCCUGUGUGCUCUGACAUCUUCAGGGAUCCUGUUCUCCUGAGUUGCAGUCACAGCUUCUGUAAGGCCUGUCUGCAGCAGUACUGGGAUCAGAAGGGAUCUCUGGAGUGCCCAGUUUGCAGGAGAAGAUCUUCGAGGGAAUGUCCUCCCUGUAACCUGUCUCUGAGGAAUACCUGUGAGGCGUUCUUAAAGGAGAGAAGUCAGAGAGCUAAAGCAGGACCUGAAGUGCUCUGCAGUCUGCACAGUGAGAAACUCAAACUCUUCUGUUUGGAGGAUCAAAUACCUGUAUGUCUUGUCUGUCAAACUUCAAGAAAACAUGAAAACCACAAACUGCUACCAGUUCAGGAGGCUGCCGAAGAGUAUAAGGAGAAACUCAGGACUGCACUGGCUCCACUGCAGGAGAAGCUAAAAGCCUUUAAUGCAGUGAAACUAAUCUGUGAUCAAACAGCAGAGCACAUCAAGAGCCAGGCCCAGCACACAGAGAGACAGAUAAAGAUGAAGUUUAAGAAACUUCAGCAGUUCCUAAAACAUGAAGAGGCAGCCAGGAUCACUGCACUGAGGGAGGAAGAGGAGCAGAAGAGUCAGAUGAUGAAGGAGAAGAUUGAGAAGAUGACAGAAGAGAUAUCAUCCCUUUCAGAACAGAUCAGAGCCUUAGAACAGGAGCUGGGAGCUGAAGACAUCUCAUUCCUGCAGGUAAGACCUGUUCACUCUGUGUCUUCUAUGGUAAUGAAGCCACCCACAGCACAAGUGACUCCUGAAUAUUAUUGCAGAGCCCAGUGCACCCUGGGGGAUCCAGAGAAGGUCUCAGGAGCGCUGAUUGAUGUGGCCAAGCACCUGGGCAAUCUGAAGUACAGAGUGUGGGAGAAGAUGCUGGGGACUGUUCAAUACACUCCUGUGACUCUAGACCCAAAUACAGCAAAUUCCAACCUCUCACUGUCUGAGGAUCUGACCAGUGUGGGAUGGAGUGGUGAGAGACAGCAGGUUCCUGAUAAUCCAGAGAGAUUUGAUUGGCAGUGGUGUGUGCUGGGCUCUGAGGGAUUCAGCUCAGGGAGACACUGCUGGGAUGUAGAAGUGGGGGAUAAUGAGUACUGGGGGGUGGGUGUGGCUAAAGAGUCCAUCAGCAGGAAAGGGGGUGGGUAUGAGAGCCCAGCAGGAGGAGUGUGGAGUAUAGAGCUGUGCGAUGGGAAAUACAGAGCCAUGACCUCCCCACUCACACACCUCACUGUGCAGAGGAACCUCCAGAGGGUCAGAGUGCAGCUGGACUGGGACAGGGGGGAGGUGUCAUUCUCUGACCCCAGUGACAACACUCCUCUCCACACUUUUAAACACUCCUUCACUGAGAGACUGUUUCCAUUCUUUGGUACUCUGGAGACUGUGCGGAUCUGUCCACUGAAGGUGUCUGUAAGUGUAAAAUAGCACUGUGGGAUUGUUUGUAAACAUCAGUUGAAGUCAAAGCACUGUAUUUAAUCAACUCAGAGUAGAUUUACUACAAAUGUUAGAAACAAAAACACAUCAUAACAAAAUAUUGUGUAUAAUUUUAAAUGUAAAUACAAACAUUGUAUUGUGCUUGAUGAGAAAUGUCUGAUCUCUCUGAUAUAACCUCACAAUGUUAUUACUGAGUAAUUACUGUGGCACAUGGUGGUAUUGUAAGUACACUGGUGUGUGUGUAAUGAGUUGGGGUGUAAUAAAUACAGCAGUGGAAUCA
Conger conger (European conger) is the source of this 1845-nucleotide messenger RNA. Its product is annotated as E3 ubiquitin-protein ligase TRIM35-like. Gene Ontology annotation, molecular function: zinc ion binding; protein binding. The record is from RefSeq and is a predicted model, not a curated record. NCBI's taxonomy places the organism in Eukaryota, Metazoa, Chordata, Actinopteri, Anguilliformes, Congridae. The transcript is spliced from 5 exons. Bases 99 to 1556 code for a protein of 485 amino acids.